Molecule: messenger RNA, 2172 nt
Organism: Aethina tumida (small hive beetle)
Lineage: Eukaryota; Metazoa; Arthropoda; Insecta; Coleoptera; Nitidulidae
Product: cytokine-inducible SH2-containing protein
Exons: 2
Coding region: 662-1540 (292 amino acids)
Biological process (GO): phosphatidylinositol phosphate biosynthetic process; intracellular signal transduction
Cellular component (GO): phosphatidylinositol 3-kinase complex
Molecular function (GO): 1-phosphatidylinositol-3-kinase regulator activity
Source: RefSeq, a predicted model, not a curated record
UUUAAUAGUAAGUAGCAGAAUCCUCUCAGUUAUCAAUCCAAUCAGCCCAAGCCAAUUGAUUAAAGCAUCUUCCAUUCAAAGCCGUCCCGAACACGUGACCCAAAAACCCGUCCAGACACAAUUGAUCCCGAAACCCGGUCGGGGGCCCGUACAUUUUUAGAACCGCUGCACCGUGGGUCUCACCCCCGGGCUAAAUAUACUCAUACAUAUUCCGCUUCCACGAAACCACGAUUCCCAGUACACACUCCCCCACCAUCGUCCGCUUACGCCGUGUGUGCGUUCUCGGAACCGCUCCGUCUCGCUCCUGUCCGCUAUCUGUCUGACGGGUGCGACGGAGACACAACGACCGCCAUCUUGUCUCUCGCUCUGCGCCGUGCACUUGGAAGUUCCAAGUUGGAACGGCACGGCGAUUCGGAGGCGCACUCGGCCAGAGACUGUUGCGCUAGAUGGUUGCACUGAGGUUCGGUUAGAGCUCGUAAUUUUUGUUUGUGUGCUACACCCCUGGAUUAUGUGCCCGUAAGUCGUCCGAGUGAAUUGUGCAGGAAGUGUGCCUUUACGAUUGUUUAUUAGGAUUAAUGUGCUACCCGUUUCACAUUCGGAUUUACCAUGGAUGUAAUGUACAGACCGACGUGUUGACAAUUGGGCAUGGCAUUAGCGUGCAAUGUUAGGCUGUAGCGCGACAUGUCCCAACUGCAGGCACGAGUUCACGUGCUGCACCGCCGCCCCGAUGGCUCCCGCCUGCUGCAGUGUGCGCCGCUCCAUGCAGGCGCUGAGCGGCGGCGGCCUGGUCGCCUCCACGCCCCAGACCAGUCUGAUGCGCACGCCCUUGCCCGAUCUGCUGGCGCCUCGUGCGAGCACAGGUGGAGGCGGCGGCGGCGGUUGUGCCUCGCCCCAAGUGUCGCCCAGCGCACCGCUCGCCUUCGUCAUACCGUCGUUUGCGACGCCCCUGCAGCUGGCUCCGCCGCCCGCAGACUCCAAACCGGAGACGGAACUGCAAAAGUUACGCGAUACGGUUUCGGCGUUACGCCUUUCAGGAUUCUACUACGAGGGCAUCAGCUACGAGCAGGCAAACGAUCUGUUGAAGGACAGUAAAAUCGGCACGUUCCUGGUGCGUAACUCGUCGGAUCCGCGAUUCCUGUUCUCGUUGAGUGUGCAGACGGAGCGCGGCCCCACGUCGGUCCGCCUGUUCUACAUCAACGGCUACUUCAGGCUGGACGCGCAGCAGCACCUGCAAUCGGCCAUGCCGAUGUUCCCCAGCGUGAUCGAGCUGGUGCAGCACUACGUGAACCAGAGCAAGGCGAACAACGCCGCCCAGGUGUGGGUGGAUCCACAAGGCAAGUGGUACUCCAGCAUACUGUUGGAGCGGCCGCUUAGGAAGAAGGAGCCCGGCUCGCUGAAACAUUUGGCUAGGGUGGCGAUACACAAGGCCCUGGAGGCGUCCAUCAAACCCAGGCUGUCCAUAUUGCCCGCCCCCCACACUCAGUUGGACUUGCCAAAGAGUCUAACCAAUUACCUGUCGGAGUAUCCGUAUUCCUUAUAGCCUUAGUUCAUGUUGUGCUACCAAAGACUAGUAUCAGUACCAUAUACAUACUGAUCAUCAGGGAACACCAAUAUAGUAUUCUAAAAACUGUUUAGAUAGGAUUUUCAAAUUAUUAACUAAUUACCAGAUGUUGUUGUAGUGGAUAACUGGUGCUACUGAAAGAAACGGCCAGUUAUCUGAGUAAGCCACAUUGGCUUUUGUAAAUAAUUUAUUAUUUUUAUUUUUUAUACCUAUAUUUAUUGUACAUUUGCCAGAUACGUAUUUAGUUCUAAUUGCACCUUCCUCAUUUUAUUUAUUAUAUCAUUUCAUCUCAAACUCUGUAAUCUUUAGUACUAGUACGGUUUUAAUCCGAAAGAUUCGUUUACUCAUCUUUCUCUGUUGUAAUAUUGUUUUAACGGAAAUUCUAGUCUGAUAUAAUAUUGUAUUUUUGUAAUUCUAUUUUAUUAUUAGUUGUACAUAAAACUGGACUUGAUCCGGAACCCAUUGUUGAGAUUAACGAAACGCUGCGAAAUUAUAUGGAGAAAGUCGACAAUUAUUAACGAAUGUCUGAUGAGAAUGUUUUUGAAUGAUCUAGAAAAAAUGUAUUUAUUUCCCUAGUAAAAUAUUAAAUUAUUUAUUAUUUUCAAACAAAA